Molecule: messenger RNA, 1411 nt
Organism: Anopheles nili
Lineage: Eukaryota; Metazoa; Arthropoda; Insecta; Diptera; Culicidae
Gene: Nprl2
Product: GATOR complex protein NPRL2
Exons: 4
Coding region: 215-1384 (389 amino acids)
Biological process (GO): positive regulation of autophagy; negative regulation of TORC1 signaling; cellular response to amino acid starvation
Cellular component (GO): GATOR1 complex; vacuolar membrane
Molecular function (GO): GTPase activator activity
Source: RefSeq, a predicted model, not a curated record
GGAAAUUCGCAUCAAGUAUCGCACAACCCAUAGCCAAAUAAAAAAGCAUUGGAAAGUCGUAGAUAUAAAACAAAAUGUGAAAUUGCUGUUUUGCGCAUUAUUGCAAUCGUCCUAUUCUUCUGGCGAGUAACCAUCACACCCUUGAAUUUCUCUUCAAAUGUAUUCUAUUCUGCCAAUUUGUUAAUCCAAUUACACCUUUUUGACUAAGAGGAUAAUGGACCGUGAACAAUUACUAUAUGAGGAUGGACCAAUUCGGUGCAUUCUGUUGAGUGAAUUUCAUGCCAUUGCCGGGUCAAAGAUAAGCUGUCAGGUGCCUGAAAACUUCGUGUCUAAAGAGAUAUUUGAUUCAAUUCGCACAUUUAUAAUUCCAAAACCCCAGUUACAGCGUUGUAUCAUAACAAUAAAUACUAUGGGUCAUAAAGUUAUUGGAUAUCCGGUGCUCAUAAAUCAUGUUCGUUAUCAACGAAAUGCUUUCUAUUUUAAUUUGUGUUUUGUGUGUCACUCAUGGGCACGGACUGUGCAAUAUGAAGCUGUAGUGAAAAAACUAUCUGAAUAUUUGCUUAUGAUGGAAGAAGAAACAGCGUUUCUAUCCAAUGCUGGUAAAAAUUGCAUCAUUAAUUUAUUUUCAUGCAUUUUAAGUGAUCUAAAUAAUCGCCAAGUAGCAACAAUCAUAGAAGGAGACACAACCAUAUAUCUAAAAAUCGGGCAUCUUAAAAAAGAUCCACCUGUUGUGCAUGAUCAUCAAGUUCCGUUGCUGUGUUAUGGAUUCGAAUCCUCUAAUUUGGAUACUUGGGAUUUAACCACUCAGCAAUUACUUCCUUUCGUAGAUGGUGUUAACCAUGUUGCAAGUAUCUCCGCUAAAGCAGAUGUUGAAAAUCAAUUAGUUAAAUCGUGUAUACAAAACCUAGUAUACUAUGGUGUAAUGCAAUUAUUGCCAUUGCUCAAAUACAGCAAUGUUUAUAUGUGCACUCGUGAAUUACAAAAACUUACAAGGGAGCGUUUUUUGGCGGACGACUGUCGCCGAUAUGUUCAGUUACAGUAUGCAGAAAAGGUAGAUAAGUUACAACUUCCUAGUUUAUUCAACAUCUUACAAUUAUAUUCACAAAUGACUCAUGGUGUUACAUUGCGAUCACUGUGUCAGCGACUUUGUCCUCGGGACAAUAAUAUCGACGAAAGAAAACUUGUUUCCUUUGGUUUGCAACAUAAUUUAAUUAGAUGCAUUAACAAAUAUCCAAUCUUCACUGGAUCUAUUCCGACACCUAAACACAAACUGUACACCGGUGUUCAUAGUUUUGAUGAAAUUUGCUGCAAAACGGGAUUAACUCCAAGCCUUAUAGAACAAGAAAUUGACAUGGAUUCGAAUGUAACUGUUAUUUGGAAAUGAUUAAAUUUAUGCAACAUACUUUCUUAA